Messenger RNA from Vigna unguiculata (cowpea), 1380 nucleotides. RefSeq lists its product as uncharacterized. The record is from RefSeq and is a predicted model, not a curated record. NCBI's taxonomy places the organism in Eukaryota, Viridiplantae, Streptophyta, Magnoliopsida, Fabales, Fabaceae. Gene Ontology annotation, molecular function: nucleic acid binding; zinc ion binding.
AUGGCUGCUAACAGGAGGAGAAUGAGUAAUGGUGCUGAUGACAUCGCUGAGGCUAUUCACUGCAUGGUGGAUGCGAUGCAGGUACCUGUAGCAGCGCAACCCAGAACAACCAUUGCACCAGUCAGGGUGCCGACUAUGGAGGAUUUCUUGCGCCACAAGCCAGCGAAGUUCACUGGCAAAGUCUCUCCUGAUGAAGCGGAUGCAUGGCUCCGCAAAUGUGAGAAGAUCUUCAAGGUGAUGAACUGCGAAGAUGAGCAGAAGCUGCUGUUUGCUACCUAUCUGCUGAAUGAGGAUGUUGAAUAUUGGUGGGCAGGCAUGCAACAACAGAUGGGGACUAGGGAAGAGCUGGUGACUUGGGCCAACUUCAGGACUCGUUUCCUAGAGAAAUACUUUCCAGAUACAGUUAGACAGGACAGGGAGGCUGAAUUCCUUGCAUUGCAGCAAGGGGACAUGACAGUGCAGGAGUAUGUCAACAAGUUUGAGCAUCUGGUGAGUUGUCCGACAUUAGAGGAAUGUCGUAGAGGUGAGACAAAUGAAGAAGCCUUACAGCCGAUCUCAGGCAUCUCAGGGUCCCACUUGCUACCAAUCUGGCGGACCCACCUGAAGAGAAAUUGUCCUCAGCUGACAGGUGGAGUAGGAGGGUCAAGCGACUGUCGUAAGUGUUUUAUAUGCGACAAACCGGGACACUUUGCCAACAAUUGCCCAAAAAAGAAGAAUUUGGGUGUGAAGAAGCCAGCGAAAUCGCCAGCAGAGAGAGCUAGAGCGGUUGGAAGGGUUUUUGCCUUGACCUCCACAGCUACUAAAUCAGGUAACCUUAUCCUCGAGCCAUGUCUAUUGUUGGGUCAGUUAGUAUUAGUGUUGUUCGAUUCUGAAGCAACGCAUUCUUUCAUUGCUAAUGCUUGUGUGGGGAGAUUGAAUUUGGUGAAACGCGAUUUGGGGUGUGAGGUGCUUGUUUUAACUCCCUCCUCGGGUCAAGUAGCUACCAGUUCAGUCUGCGUUAGGUGUUCAAUGGAAGUGGCAGGUCGCAGAUUCAAGGUGAACUUGGUGUGCUUGCCUUUGGAGGGACUGGAUAGAGCAAUAAAUGAAGUGGAAGCUGGAGCCACCUAUUUUAUGAUAAUUGCUCACACAGAGAAGAAUAGCACCGCAGAGAAAAUCAGUGUGAUUCCAGUAGUGGAGGAGUAUGCGAAUGUGUUUCCAGAUGAAAUACCAGAAUUGGCACCAAGCAGGGAUGUAGAUUUCACCAUUGAUCUUAUCCCUGGAGCUGGCCCAGUAUCCAUGGCACGCUAUAGGAUGGCAUCAGCGGAGUUGGCUGAGUUGAAGAAGAAAAUAGAAGACUUGCUUGAGAAGAAGUUCAUCCGACCGAGCGCAUCACCUUGGUGA